Molecule: messenger RNA, 342 nt
Organism: Paraphaeosphaeria sporulosa
Lineage: Eukaryota; Fungi; Ascomycota; Dothideomycetes; Pleosporales; Didymosphaeriaceae
Exons: 3
Coding region: 1-342 (113 amino acids)
Source: RefSeq, a predicted model, not a curated record
AUGUCGGGCCGUCUCACCAUCCCCAAGAUCUUCAUGGCCGGCGGUGCCGUUGGCUUCACCUACUACAUGUUCAUGCGACAGUAUUGGUUCCCGAAUCCCUACAAGACGAGAGAGGUGCAGAAUAUUGAGGAUCGUUUCACCGCCGGUGGAGGCACCCCCUACUCGACACCUGCGGCAGGCACACCGCGUGGCGACCCCAAAGACACUACGUUGAGGCAAACGAGCGAACACAAGGGCCCGCAAACUGAUCACUUCAAGGAGAACUUCUCGAGCCAAAAGAAUACGAGUGUGUGGCCGGACAAGUUCUACGAGACGCAUUCGGGCAACGCCAAGGGAAAAUAG